Molecule: messenger RNA, 888 nt
Organism: Colletotrichum chrysophilum
Lineage: Eukaryota; Fungi; Ascomycota; Sordariomycetes; Glomerellales; Glomerellaceae
Exons: 3
Coding region: 1-888 (295 amino acids)
Biological process (GO): amino acid transmembrane transport
Cellular component (GO): membrane
Molecular function (GO): amino acid transmembrane transporter activity
Source: RefSeq, a predicted model, not a curated record
AUGGGCGGUGAGGCAGCUAGCCCGCGCUUUUCGAUGGCCCAUGCAACGAAGCUUGUGCCGUUUCGGGUCAACUUUAUCUACAUGAUCAGCGUCGUCUUCAUCACGAUUCUUGUCCCCUCAAGCGAUGAGAGGUUACUCGGCGGAAGCAGCGUUGCAGCGUCGCCGUUCGUUGUUGCCAUUGAAGAUGCCGGUAUCAAAGGCAUCUCGUCUUUGCUCAAUGCUGGAAUGAUGUGUGGUGUUUUGGCCAUUGCUGCAGAAGCAGUCUACCUUUCUUCAAGAAUAUUGAGGACGAUGGCUCAUCAGAAGCUUCUCCCCGAGCGGCUUGCCCAGGUUGAUAAUAAGGGAAGACCAAGAUGGGCACUGCUCAUUACGUGCAUCGCUGCGCUCAUCAUGUCAUACAUCCAGCUUGCAUCCGGUGGCUUGACCGUCUUGAACUGGCUGAUUUCCAUCACGAGUGCUUCAUUCUUCACUAAUUGGAUCAUCAUCUCGUUCACAAACUGGCAUUUCCACGCUGCACUCAAGGCACAGAACGACCCGCUCUUCUCCCAAGUUUAUGCAUGGAAGUCCACAGCCUGGCCUCUGGCACCGGCUUGGCUCAUGCUCAUAUCGCUGCUGCUUUUGGCAUGCUGCCUGGUUUGCGGUAUCGACCCUAUUGGAAGCGACUCGUUCAGCGCGGAGAACUUCUUCCAAUACAUGAUCGGAUUUCUCGUCAUCGUCGUGUUCACCAUAGGAUACAAGGUUAUCUACCGCACUCCGUGGAGAGACCCGAACACAGCUGACUGUGUCACCGGUCGGCGCAACUUGAGUGUUGAAGAGAUAAACCAGCUGGAUGACUACUACAAGAUGUCUAGAUGGAGAAGGUUCCUUACGUAUGUACAGUUGUGGUAA